Molecule: messenger RNA, 2375 nt
Organism: Chlorocebus sabaeus (green monkey)
Lineage: Eukaryota; Metazoa; Chordata; Mammalia; Primates; Cercopithecidae
Source: RefSeq, a predicted model, not a curated record
UAUUUUAAUUUUGUAAACAAAUAGCAAAGAUAGUUUUAGUAGAUUAUAUCUGGGCUGUAGUGACCCAAUUAUCUGGUCAAAGGGCUGCAUGGAUGCAAGAGACAGGGUGAGUUAAAGUUUAACUCCCAGGAAUUGUAAACCAAACCUAAAGCCACUGAACCUUUGGAGUUUGAUAUGACGAUUAGAGCAUAACCCAAGUAACACGUUGAAUUCGCCAUAAUCAAGGAAACCUUUUCCGGGUGGGGAUCUCUGAAAUUACUCAGUGAGCAACCCUAAUUAACCUGAUUUUUUGCUGAUAAUCACUCUCAAUGGAAUCAAAUCACAAAUCCGGGGAUGGAUUGAGCGGCACCCAGAAGGAAGCAGCCCUCCGCGCACUGGUCCAGCGCACAGGAUAUAGCUUGGUCCAGGAAUUUAGAGGUUCCUAUAGAUGGAAGCAGUGUGUCUGGGCACGUGCCCAGAGCCAGAAGUAAGAAGUAAGCAGGAAUUCUACAGCAAUUCCUGACCUCAAAAAAAGGAAAUAAUGCUUUGCAGUUCAUCGUUAUGCAAACUUUGCUGGAAAAGGAAAAUGGACAAAGAAAAUAUGGUGGCCCUCCACCUGGCUGGGAUGCUGCACCCCCUGAAAGAGGCUGUGAAAUUUUUAUUGGAAAACUUCCCCGAGACCUUUUUGAGGACGAGCUUAUACCAUUAUGUGAAAAAAUCGGUAAAAUUUAUGAAAUGAGAAUGAUGAUGGAUUUUAAUGGCAACAAUAGAGGAUAUGCAUUUGUAACAUUCUCAAAUAAACUGGAAGCCAAGAAUGCAAUCAAGCAACUUAAUAAUUAUGAAAUUAGAAAUGGGCGCCUCUUAGGGGUUUGUGCCAGUGUGGACAACUGCCGAUUAUUUGUUGGGGGCAUCCCAAAAACCAAAAAGAGAGAAGAAAUCUUAUCGGAGAUGAAAAAGGUUACUGAAGGUGUUGUCGAUGUCAUCGUCUACCCAAGCGCUGCAGAUAAAACCAAAAACCGAGGCUUUGCCUUUGUGGAGUAUGAGAGUCAUCGAGCGGCUGCCAUGGCAAGGAGGAAACUGCUACCAGGAAGAAUUCAGUUAUGGGGACAUCCUAUUGCAGUAGACUGGGCAGAGCCAGAAGUAGAAGUUGAUGAAGAUACAAUGUCUUCAGUGAAAAUCCUAUAUGUAAGAAAUCUUAUGCUGUCUACCUCUGAAGAGAUGAUUGAAAAGGAAUUCAACAAUAUCAAACCAGGUGCUGUGGAGAGGGUGAAGAAAAUUCGAGACUAUGCUUUUGUGCACUUCAGUAACCGAGAAGAUGCAGUUGAGGCUAUGAAAGCUUUAAAUGGCAAGGUGCUGGACGGUUCCCCCAUUGAAGUCACCCUAGCAAAACCAGUGGAUAAGGACAGUUAUGUUAGGUACACCCGAGGCACAGGUGGAAGGGGCACCAUGCUGCAAGGAGAGUACACCUACUCUUUGGGCCAAGUUUAUGAUCCCACCACAACCUACCUUGGAGCUCCUGUCUUCUAUGCCCCUCAGGCUUAUGCAGCAAUUCCCAGUCUUCAUUUCCCAGCCACCAAAGGACACCUCAGCAACAGAGCCAUUAUCCGAGCCCCUUCUAUUAGAGGGGCUGCGGGAGUGAGAGGACUGGGCGGCCGUGGCUAUUUGGCAUACACAGGCCUGGGUCGAGGAUACCAGGCCAAAGGAGACAAAAGAGAAGACAAACUCUAUGACAUUUUACCUGGGAUGGAGCUCACCCCAAUGAAUCCUGUCACGUUGAAACCCCAAGGAAUUAAACUCGCUCCCCAGAUAUUAGAAGAGAUUUGCCAGAAAAAUAACUGGGGACAGCCAGUGUACCAGCUGCACUCUGCCAUUGGACAAGACCAAAGACAACUAUUCUUAUACAAAAUAACUAUUCCUGCUCUAGCCAGCCAGAAUCCUGCAAUCCACCCUUUCACACCUCCGAAGCUGAGUGCCUAUGUGGAUGAAGCAAAGACAUACGCAGCCGAAUACACCCUGCAGACCCUGGGCAUCCCCACUGAUGGAGGUGAUGCUGGCACCAUGGCUACUGCUGCUACUGCUUUCCCAGGAUAUACUGUCCCUAAUGCAACUGCACCUGUGUCUGCUGCCCAACUCAAGCAAGCGGUAACCCUUGGACAAGACUUAGCAGCAUAUACAACCUAUGAGGUCUACCCAACUUUUGCAGUGACUGCUCGAGGGGAUGGAUAUGGCACCUUCUGAAGAUACUUUUUUAAGUUUAAGAAUAAGACACACAAAACUCUAUUAAAAAAAAAAAAAAAAACUCUAACUCGGUCCCCCAAUGAUCAUAAAUAAUAUCUUUCCUAAAGAAAUGCCUUUCCAGAGACAGUAUAGCUUAUAUCAAUUGUAGAAUCGUGAAG